GGGGAUACCAGCGCACUUUUUCUCUCAUUGAACAAGAGAAAUCUUUUUAUUUAUUUAUUUUUUACAACGUUCAUACUUCACCUAUAUCAUGGUGUCCCACAAAGAAUUUGAGACUGCAGGGAAGCAGCCAGGCCUGCAGGUAUGGCGCAUCGAGAACAUGGACCUCAAGCCUGUUCCCAAAAACCUUUAUGGAAAUUUCUACACAGGAGAUGCCUACCUGCUUCUGUACACCACUUCUGCACCAUCCUAUUACAUACACAUGUGGAUGGGUGCUGAGUGCUCCCAAGAUGAGAGCGGUGCUGCUGCGAUCUUUGCCACACAGUUGGAUGACUUCCUGGGUGGCAGCCCCGUGCAGUUCCGUGAGGUUCAGAACAACGAGUCUCUCACCUUCCUGGGUUACUUCAAAUCUGGGAUCAAGUACCAGCAAGGGGGCGUGGCCUCUGGCUUCCAACAUGUGGUGACCAAUGAUGUGAGCAUGAAGCGACUGCUCCACAUUAAGGGUAGGAGAGCCAUCAGAGCUACAGAGGUGGACUUUUCCUGGGGCAGCUUCAACAGGGGUGACUGCUUUAUAGUAGAUCUGGGAAAGGAUAUCUUCCAGUGGUGUGGCAGUGAGUGUAAUCGCUUUGAGAGGCUAAAGGCCUCCCAGGUGGCCAUUGAUAUCCGUGACAACGAGAGGAAUGGCCGUGCCAAAGUGCACAUGGUGGAAGAAGGAGCUGAACCAAGUGCAUUGACUGAUGCUCUGGGACCCAAGACCACUAUUGCCCCUGGCACUCCUGAUGAUGAGAAAGUGGACACAGCCAACAAGAAAAAAGGAGCACUGUAUAUGAUCUCUGAUGCCUCUGGCUCCAUGAAGACCUCUUUGGUGGCUCAGGUCAGUCCAUUCAAACAGGCCAUGCUCUCGCCUGAUGAAUGCUACAUCCUGGACAACGGCGUGGACAGGAACGUGUUUGUGUGGAAAGGUCCAAAUGCUAACAAAGCAGAACGCAAAGCAGCCAUGAAGGCUGCAGAGCAGUUCAUCAAAGAGAAGAAUUACUCCAAUAAGACACAGAUUCAAGUGCUCCCAGCAGGGGCUGAGACCACCCUCUUCAAGCAGUUCUUCUCUGAUUGGAAAGAUAAAGACCAGACAACGGGCCCCACCAAGCCGUACACCAUUGGCCGCAUAGCCCACGUAGAGCAGGUGCCCUUUGAUGCCUCUACUCUCCACUCCAACAGUACCAUGGCAGCCCAACACAACAUGGUUGACGACGGCUCCGGAAAGGUCCAGAUCUGGCGUGUGGAGGGUGGUGAUAAGGUUCCAGUGGAUCCCUCCACUUAUGGCAACUUCUAUGGAGGAGACUGUUACCUCAUCCUGUACAGCUAUAGUCGAGGAGCCAGGGAGCAGCAUAUCAUCUAUACCUGGCAGGGCCUAAAGUGCUCUCAGGAUGAGCUUGUGGCCUCUGCUUUCCUCACUGUCAAACUGGAUGAUUCCAUGGGUGGAGCUCCAGUCCAGGUGCGUGUGACACAGGGACAGGAGCCUCCUCACCUGAUGAGCCUGUUCAAGGGUAAGCCCAUGAUUGUCCACAGUGGUGGAACGUCACGGGGGGGCGGCCAAACCAAACCUGGUAGCACUCGCCUCUUCCACAUCCGUCAGAGUUCCACCAAAGCCACCCGUGCUGUUGAGGUUGAGCCCUCUGCUUCUUACUUGAAUACCAAUGAUGUGUUUGUGCUCAAGACUCCUAAUUCCAUGUUCAUAUGGAGAGGAGUUGGCGCCAGCGAGGAAGAAAUGGUUGCUGCCAAGUAUGUGGUCAGCAUCCUGGGUGGAAGUGCCAGUGAUGUAACUGAGGGCAAAGAGCCAGAUGGAUUCUGGUCUGCUCUCGGGGGAAAGAAGGAGUACCAGACCUCAGAAAGCCUGCAGAAUAUGGUCAAACCACCCCGUCUGUUUGGCUGCUCCAACAAGACUGGACGCCUUAUAGUUGAAGAGGUUCCUGGUGACUUCACUCAGGCUGACCUGGCCACUGAUGAUGUCAUGUUGCUAGACACCUGGGACCAGAUCUUCCUUUGGGUUGGCAACGAGGCCAAUGAGGAGGAGAGGACUGGAUCACCAAAAAUAGCCAAAGACUAUGUGGACACCGACCCAUCAGGACGUCGUGGGCUGCCCAUUACGAUUAUCAAACAAGGAGCAGAGCCACCAACUUUUACUGGGUGGUUUCAGGCCUGGGACCCCAAAAUGUGGGACACAGACCCUCUGGAGCGCAUCCGAGCCAGUUUUUAAAAGCGGGGACCUUCUCCUCACUCCUGUCUCUGACAUGGCAGGCUGCUGUUGUUCUGCUAUAUUCUCAGCCUUUUCCAAGGCUUGCUUUUCACAAAACAAUAUACCCAAGGCAGCUUUGUUUUUCCUCUUUCCUCUAGAUCACAGCUAACUCUUCAGUCCCAUGAACUGUUACAGCACUAACGUACAUACACAAAUAUCCAUGUUGCUGAUUAAAUAUGUUGUUAAACUGUCGUACAGUCCAAGAUGGGUUAUGUGUUCCAACCAA
This is a messenger RNA of Chanos chanos (milkfish), 2516 nucleotides long. It is a transcript of the gene scinlb, whose product is annotated as scinderin like b. Gene Ontology annotation, biological process: actin polymerization or depolymerization; barbed-end actin filament capping; actin filament severing. The record is from RefSeq and is a predicted model, not a curated record. Lineage: Eukaryota; Metazoa; Chordata; Actinopteri; Gonorynchiformes; Chanidae. The transcript has 17 exons. Bases 89 to 2251 code for a protein of 720 amino acids. Gene Ontology annotation, molecular function: actin filament binding; phosphatidylinositol-4,5-bisphosphate binding. Gene Ontology annotation, cellular component: cytoplasm; actin cytoskeleton.